Molecule: messenger RNA, 826 nt
Organism: Didymodactylos carnosus
Lineage: Eukaryota; Metazoa; Rotifera; Eurotatoria; Philodinida; Philodinidae
Source: the annotation of a GenBank genome assembly
AUGAUAUUCGAAUUCUUACCCAAUGAAACUCUUAUUGAAUGCUUUAAAUAUUUGAAUGCAUUCGAUCUGUUUUAUUCAUUUGAUGGGUUAAACUCUCGUUUGAAUAAUCUUAUUCGUAAUGUUCGACUUUAUAUUAACUUCGAAGAUGUUAAUAAAACAAUAUUUGAUAAAUUUUGUGCAAAAAUGUUGAUCGAUUCAAAUAUUCGAAAUCAAAUCUAUUCAAUCGAAAUAUUAAAUGAUGAUCAAUGUUUUCAAUGCAAUUUAUUUUUCUCAUCUUUUCCACCAAAUAAAUUUCCAAAUCUUCAAAGAUUUAUAUCGAUAUAUCCAUUAUUAGGAGAUGAAGAAGAUUAUUUCGCAUAUAAUUAUGAUAUAUAUGAAUAUCGUCCUCGACCGAAAAAUGAUGAUGAGCAGAUACAUCUUAAAAUCAAACAAAGUGAUCUACCAUUAUCUCAAUUACGAACAUUAUCUAUCUUAAAUUUGGUUUCACUUAGAUCAAAUAUUCAUCAAACAUCAAUCAUCAGUUUAACGAUUUUAAAAUUUUAUUUAAAAGAUUCUGAAUGUCUUUUUAAUAACCUUCCUAUGUUAAACUAUUUACACAUUAAAUCUAUUGAUCGUUGUCGUGAAAAGAAUCUUAACAUAUUAUCAAAUUAUCAAUAUAGUUGUCAUCUAAAACAAUUAAUUAUUGGUCAAUUUAACGAAAAGUUCGAGAACUUUGAAAUGUUUGUAAAACAAACACCAAAUUUAAAAAGUUUAACAUUCAUAAGUCAUGAUAAUCAUGAUAUUUAUAUCAUUGAUGCUAAUCGUUGGGAAUAUUUAAUAGUAUCUU